GUUUCCAAUGAUCUUCUUCUUCUUCUUUUAAUUCAAACUUAAUUUCCAAUUUUUUCUGAUCCAUAAUGCACAAUCCUUACAAAAACAAUAACAAGAAUCCCCAUUUGUGCUUCUCUUUCGGGUUCAGGGUCCUGAAUUUUCCGGCGUCAGAGGGGGCGAACUUUCCUGCAAUAAUCCGGACGUGAAAUAUUUACCCAGAAUCUCAUAAAUAAGGAGUAUCAGUAAUGGCAAAAGACACCGCUCCGUCUCCAGAAGAUUCUUCUGAUAAAUCACCACCACCACCACCAACCUCCGACGACGACUCUUCCGCCAAGUCACCACCACCACCAGCAUCAUCCCCACCCCCUAAAUCCUCCCCAUCCCCACCACCACCCUCCAAAUCCUCCCCAUCACCCGAAAAAUCCUCUUCGCCACCACCACCACCACCAGCAGAAGACUCAUCCACCUCACCACCACCACCAGCAGAAGACUCAUCCACCUCACCACCACCGCCAGACAAAGCAUUGGCCUCGCCACCACCGCCUCCUUCUACGACCAAUUCCCCCUCUCCCACGUCAUCAACCGUGGCUUCCCCCCCACCGCCACAUGGCAGUUCCUCCUCCUCGCCUCCCCCUCCGCCUGUAGCGUCGACGAAGUCACCGUCGUCUUCGGCUUCUAGUGGGUCCCCACGACCGCCCCCGCCGCCAACAUCGUCGUCGUCGUCGUCGUCGUCUUCGUCUUCUUCAUCGGAUAAUACGGGGGUUAUUAUAGGAGCGGUUAUCGGGGGCGUUGUGAUUUUUGUUGUGAUCGUUAUUUGCUUGACGUGCUGCUCAAAGAAGAAGAAGAGAAAGCAGUACUACAUGGAUCCUACCCAUGGACCUCAAGGUGACUACUACAACGGUUCCAUAAAAUGGAACAACCCCCUGCUAACAGACCCUGCUAAACUUCCUCCACCACCCGGCGGUGUUGGUGGUUGGGGUGCGCCUCCUCCACCGCCCCAGGCGAACAUAAGCGGUGAAUAUAGCUCUGGCUACUCAGGCCCCUACCACACUUCUGUGCCAUCUCAAACACCAAAUAUGGGUCUUGGUAAUAACCAAAGCUGCUUCACGUAUGAGGAGCUAGCCUCUGCCACUAAUGGGUUUUCCCAAGCUAAUAUUUUGGGUCAAGGUGGAUUCGGGUAUGUACACAAAGGUGUGUUGCCUAAUGGAAAAGAGGUUGCGGUUAAGAGCCUUAAGUCUGGUAGCGGGCAAGGAGAGAGGGAGUUCCAGGCCGAGGUUGAGAUCAUUAGCCGUGUCCAUCAUCGCCAUCUUGUUUCUCUUGUUGGAUAUUGCAUUGCUGAUGGCCAGCGAAUGUUGGUCUACGAAUUCGUCUCCAAUAAAACGUUGGAAUUUCAUCUUCAUGGGAAAGAUCAACCCACCAUGGACUGGGCAACAAGGAUGCGCAUUGCAUUGGGAUCAGCCAAAGGACUUGCUUACCUUCAUGAAGACUGCCAUCCUAAAAUUAUCCACCGUGACAUCAAAGCUGCUAACAUCCUCCUCGAUAAUAACUUUGAAGCUAUGGUGGCAGAUUUUGGAUUGGCAAAACUCUCUUCUGAUAAUUACACUCAUGUCUCUACACGCGUGAUGGGAACUUUUGGGUACUUGGCUCCAGAGUAUGCAUCAAGUGGCAAGCUAAGCGAUAAAUCUGAUGUUUUCUCCUUCGGCGUUAUGCUUUUGGAACUCAUAACUGGCCGACGACCAGUGGAUCCCACCAACAAAUACAUGGAGGAUAGCUUGGUGGACUGGGCUAGACCACUCCUAGGACAAGCAUUGCAAGAUGGAAACUAUGACGAGCUGGUGGAUCCACGCUUAGAAGAUAACUUCGCCCCCCACGAGAUGGCACGCAUGGUAGCCUGUGCUGCUGCCAGCAUCCGUCAUUCCGCAAGAAGGCGGGCAAAGAUGAGCCAGAUUGUACGCGCAUUAGAAGGAGAUGCAUCACUGGAUGACUUAGUUAAUGAGGGUGUCAAACCAAACCAGAGCUCCUCAAAUUCAAGCUCUGACACUAGAGCAUAUGAUACCGGUGCUUACAACGCAGACAUGUUGAAGUUCAAGCAAAUGGUUCUGUCAAGCCGGGAUUUGGAAAGCAGUGAAUACGGAGCGACUAGUGAGUAUGGGCUCAAUCCAUCCAUUUCGAGCAGCGACUCAACAGAGCUUGGCCAGCCAGGGACCCAAAGACACAAACUGUAGAGCAACUUCAUUGAAAGAAGCACGUAAUCUUGACAUGUUUUGACACAACGGCUUACGAAAUUAUUGCAUAGGACGAAUCGUCGAUUUGGGUCAUAUCUCUCAGUCUCAUCCCCUGUCUCAUUUUUUUUUUAAUCUUGAUUCACAGAGAUAAGACAAGUCCACAAACAUCCGAAUAAACUAUGUUGUCAAUGGAUUAAUUUUUAUUCUUUUUGCUUGUGUAUUCGAUUUGUCACGUACAUGUAUAGAUGAAUCAUAUAUGUUCAAGAGGACUAGCUCCCAUUGUUUGUGGGAGUUUUUAAAUAUUCAUCCUCAGACCACAUCCCACGUUCUGGUCAUUUUGAACAGUUAUGUUUUUAUCUU
Molecule: messenger RNA, 2564 nt
Organism: Rhododendron vialii
Lineage: Eukaryota; Viridiplantae; Streptophyta; Magnoliopsida; Ericales; Ericaceae
Product: proline-rich receptor-like protein kinase PERK4
Exons: 8
Coding region: 225-2204 (659 amino acids)
Biological process (GO): protein phosphorylation
Molecular function (GO): ATP binding; protein kinase activity
Source: RefSeq, a predicted model, not a curated record